Molecule: messenger RNA, 843 nt
Organism: Lachancea thermotolerans CBS 6340
Lineage: Eukaryota; Fungi; Ascomycota; Saccharomycetes; Saccharomycetales; Saccharomycetaceae
Product: epoxide hydrolase
Exons: 1
Coding region: 1-843 (280 amino acids)
Molecular function (GO): hydrolase activity
Source: RefSeq, a predicted model, not a curated record
AUGUCUGAAGUGAAACAUGAAAUAGCGUUUGUUAAUGGGAUACGCCUGCAUUAUGUUCGGGCGGGUAAGGGUGAGCCGGUUUUGCUAGUGCAAGGCUGGCCGCAGACCUGGUACGAAUGGCACUGCGUAAUCCCUCUUCUCGUUGCAGGUGGCCAUGAAAUCAUUGCCGUUGAUAUGCGCGGGUCAGGUGAUUCUGAUAAACCAGACUCAGGUUAUGACAGUAAUUCUGUUGCCGAAGACCCUCACGCGCUUGUGAAGCAUCUAGGGUUUGAAAAGAUCCGUGUUGUUUCGCACGGCAACGGCGCGCGCGUUUCCUAUGCCUAUGCAGCUAAUUACCGGAGUGAGGUAAAGAGCUUGGUUUUUUUGGAAAGUAAAAUACUGGGUAUCGAAAGCGAUGAUGAUGCAGAAAAGGAAUACUGGCAUUUCGGAUUCCACCAGGCUCCUGAUCUUGCGCAGUUGCUCGUGACUGGUCGUGAACGAAAAUACCUGAGCUACUUUUUCAAAACGUACUCGUACGACCCCAAUUCUACUACAGAAUCAGAUUUGGAUGAGUUUGUGAGAUGCUACUCAGCGCCCGGCGGCCUGAGGGGAGGGUUUGAGUUCUAUAAGGCCUUUCCUGAGUCAGCGUGCCAGAGCCGUGAACUGGCUGUUAGAAAGCUGGAUAUUCCCGUUCUUGCGUGGGGAGGCUCGCAUUGUAUGGGCGAAAUCAGUUACCGCAGUAUGACGCUGGUUGCAAAUAAUGUCGCAGGAGGAAUUAUCCCGGAGUAUGGCCACUGGAUCCCAGACGAAAAGCCGGAUUUUAUCGCGAAAGAAAUAUUAGCAUUCCACAAAAAAAGCGGCUGA